Messenger RNA from Symbiodinium necroappetens, 1128 nucleotides. NCBI's taxonomy places the organism in Eukaryota, Dinophyceae, Suessiales, Symbiodiniaceae. The record is from the annotation of a GenBank genome assembly.
AUGCUUCCGGGCCCUUCGUCGUCCUGGGGAUCCCCAAACCUCCCUGAGCCGCCACUUUGGUUCAAGGCUUCUUCGCUCCACAGAGUCUCCGCUUCCCAGCCGCCGAGAAUGGAGAGUUUUUCUGGCCUGGUGUGGUUGCCGCGCAUUGUCCAGCUGCUCAGUGGCCCUGCAGCCUUGAAGGCUCUACGCUGCUGCAGAAGUCUGAAGAGGUUCCGGCCCAGAUGCCUCGAGGCAGGUGAAGGCUUCUGGGUCCUGGAGCAACUGAAGACGCUCACGUUGGAGGAGCUCCUUAGACGGGACGAGGACCUCUGCAACUGCUUCCUGUGGGCUAAGGGAGACAUGGAGAGUUGCAAGGUUAAAUACUGGUUUGGGGGCCCCACACUUGAGAUUUACGCAAGUAUGCCAACACCGGAGCCACGAGAAGCGAAGGCUGGGCAGGACCAUGAGCCUAGGCCUCAGGUCAUCGUUCGGAGCUUGUCAGAGACCUUCGCGGCCAUGGAUGGCAACGAAAGCUUUGAGUUGACCAAACGCAGACUCGAUCUUCCCCCAACCAUGUCCCAAAACGUGCCGGACCUGUUUGCAGGUCGUUUGAAGGUAGCGGGGGAGGAGUCGCCCGCUCUCAGAGCCCUGGGCCUUGGGGGCUGGGAGGUUUCCAAGACCUGUGGGCCAUGCCCGCCAAUGGACUGGUUUCACUUCACCUUUCAUCGUCCGAAGCCAAAAGUUCCCCUGGCAAUCUUACAUUUGAGUGGCUUCUUUGACUUGCCGGGAGGCGACGGUGGUUGCACUGUCAGCCUGGGCUAUUUGAGCACCGAUUUAGAUUAUGUAAUCGCAUUGCUAGACUUAUGCGAAUAUCCCUGUAGCAGGCAUGUUUCUGUCAAAGUCACUACUCGCUGGGAGGAGGUAGAAGGCUUGCUGCGCACUCCAGGCCCAAGUCGACUGCCAGGCCUCAGCAGGGAAGGCACGAAGAUGGAGGAGAUCCUGGCGAAGAUAACAACGCCUGACGGCUGGGAGGUUGAGUGCACUACGAUGUACGCGCACAACGCGGGUGAUCAUCAGUGCGUCGUAGGUUCCCCAUGCCUUGAGGCCAUCUACCAGGAUGCCAAGCGAUUGACGAGAGAUUCUAAUUGA